Messenger RNA from Biomphalaria glabrata, 732 nucleotides. RefSeq lists its product as uncharacterized. NCBI's taxonomy places the organism in Eukaryota, Metazoa, Mollusca, Gastropoda, Planorbidae. Bases 159 to 578 code for a protein of 139 amino acids. The record is from RefSeq and is a predicted model, not a curated record. Gene Ontology annotation, biological process: mitochondrial fission. Gene Ontology annotation, cellular component: mitochondrion. The transcript is spliced from 5 exons.
GAAAUGCACCAUACUGCACCAAUGUCAAACUCGCAUACGUAGCAACCAAAAACAGGAAGUCUCGUGAGGUCCUAAUGUUUGUAACCGUUUCGAAUAGCAGAGAAUCAGCUUUCUGGAGCAAUCUAAAGGUAGCAAGACACAACUGACCAGCUUUCAACAUGCCUGACGUGUUUGCCACUCUUCCUCUGCGAUUUUGUGGUUACGGCUUUGCUUUUGGGGAAUGUGCCAAGUACAACUUCACUUUCCGCACCGUGGACCUGUUGAACUGUAUGGGAGGUGUCUACAUCGUCUGUCACGCUGCCAAGAAUGGCUGGGAUGCUCGAAAUGACAACCCACUUCUGAGAAUUCUGGACACCUUGAUCUUUGAUGGCAUCGCCUCCUGCAUCAUUCCGUGUUUCAUGUGCUACCAUGCCUGCAGGCUGACGGCCAAUCUACUGUCGGAGCUCGACACCUUGCCGCGCUUCAUCUACAAGUGGGGACCCUUUGUUGUCGGCGUGACGCUCCUCUUGAUCCUGUCCAAGAACAUUGAUGAGCUGGUGAACAAAAUUCUGGAUGAGACACUGCGCACUCUGUACUAAGUUCAGCUCGCAGAGGCAGUGUCAAGGGUCUGCAUUGGUCCACUCUCUCAUCACAUCUGUUAGUGCUACGAGCAUCUAAAUGUUUUACACGCAUUGAACUGAUUCUAUCAACAAAAAUAUAAUAACAUGCGGCAAUAAAAUAACAAACCACAAA